UUUACUUCCCCAAAACAAUUAUUAUGUUCUCCACCAGCACCGCCACCAUCUCUUUCUUCUUCUUCCUCCUAAUCUCACUAGCCGCCAUCCACGCCGGCGACAACGGACCCAGUUAUAGUAAACUCCGACAUGGGUAUUACUCCACCACUUGCCCUGAUGCCGAAAUCACAGUAAAAAAUGUCAUCAGAAAAAACAUGAUAAUAGACCCCAGAAGCGCUGCUUCAGUUAUGCGUUUUCAAUUCCACGAUUGCUUUGUAAAUGGAUGCGAUGCUUCAAUGUUACUAGAUGACACUCCAAACAUGUUAGGAGAAAAGGAAUCCCUCUCCAACGGAGGCUCUUUAAGAUCAUACGAGGUCAUCGAUGAAGCCAAAGCCAACCUCGAACAAAUCUGUCCCGGAGUCGUCUCUUGUGCCGACAUCAUCAUCAUGGCGGCCAGGGAUGCUGUACUUUUCAGCGGAGGGCCGGAUUGGGCGGUGAAAUUGGGUAGAAAAGACAGUCUCACCGCCAGCCAAAAGGAUUCCGAUGACAUCAUGCCCACCCCAAGAGCAAACGCAACUUAUCUCCUCAAUCUCUUCCAGAAAUUCAACCUCUCCGCCAAAGAUCUCGUCGCGCUUUCCGGGUCUCAUUCGAUCGGUAAAGCAAGGUGUUUUUCAAUCGUCUUUCGACUCUAUAAUCAGUCCGGGUCUGGUUUACCAGACCCGGCUAUGAACCCUGAAUACAGAAAGAAGCUGGACAAGCUCUGCCCAAUGCCGGAUGGUAACUUGAGUGUAACCGUCGACUUGGAUUCGACGCCGGAAUUGUUCGAUAACCAGUAUUUUAAGGAUUUGGUUAAUGGAAAAGGGUCGUUGAAUUCGGAUCAAACACUGUUUACGUUGCCCGAGACUAGGAAGUAUGUGGAGAGAUUCAGUAGAGGGGAGAAGGAAUUCUAUGAAGCUUUUGUGAAGGGGAUGAUCAGGCUGGGCGAUCUCCAAUCAGGUAGAUCCGGCGAGAUUAGAAGGAACUGUAGGGUGGUCAAUCAGUUAGUGUUGGGAAGAAGAACUGAAGGAGUUUCAAGGAAAACAUCUCUUACUUAAUUGAUCAGAUAUCACUUUCAAAGUUUCUAUGUUUAAUUAAGGUCUAAGGAUAAUAUUGUUGAUCGAUGAUUACUUCUUAAUUUUAAAUAAUCACUUUA
Messenger RNA from Impatiens glandulifera, 1171 nucleotides. Its product is annotated as peroxidase 17-like. The coding region runs from base 24 to 1073 and encodes 349 amino acids. NCBI's taxonomy places the organism in Eukaryota, Viridiplantae, Streptophyta, Magnoliopsida, Ericales, Balsaminaceae. Gene Ontology annotation, molecular function: peroxidase activity; heme binding. The transcript is spliced from 3 exons. Gene Ontology annotation, biological process: hydrogen peroxide catabolic process; response to oxidative stress. The record is from RefSeq and is a predicted model, not a curated record.